AUCGCGUAUCAAUCAAAGGACGACCGCUAGACCUCGGCGGCCUACUGUCUGCGUCGAAUGUUGCGGUGUUUUGGCUCGUGUUUGGCUAGAUGACUGCAAGGCAAUGGAAAGGAGGAUGAGGGCUACCCCACCAGUAAGAUGGACUGUGAUUGUUCUGACCUGCCAGUACAAGGACAGUGUGCAUGUAUUUCAGCAGGAGCUUGUUUUCCGGCAGAAACGAGGAUGGAUCUCUUCAGAGACCCUUCUGCUUACUGUAGCAGACCCACAGGCAGCUUUGGGAAGUGGGGGAGCCACACUGAAUGCUCUUUUGGUUGCAGCAGAGCACCUCAGUGCCAGACAUGGAUAUACUGUAAUAAGUUCUGACGCUUUAAAAGGUGCUAGGAUCCUCAUUCUGCACAUGGGUCGAGAUUUCCCAUUCGACAACUGUGGCAGAGCUUUUUCUUGGUUGCCUACUGAAAGUCCACCUGAAUUUGUAGACGAACCUGCAGAGGGUCCAGUCUGUAACAUUGAUCUGCUGCUCAACUGUUUUACGCACAAGGUUGCCCCAGGAUCUCCUCCAGGUGUUUGGGUUAGCAGUAGUGAUAUGCUUAUUCAGAUUCCUACAGCUCUCGACAUUUCAUGGACUGGCUUCACUGGGGUCAAAGUGUUUUCUCUUCCAGGUGAUGUGGAAUAUGCAAAGAAUCAUGGAGUAUACCUUACAGACCAUCAGGGUCGUGUGUGUGACAUCAUCUAUCGUGGUUCUUCAUGCCAGAUUCAGGCCUGUGCAUUGCAAGAUGGAAAGGUCCCUUUGGUCUCUGGAAUUGUGUUCUUCUCCAAGGAUGUGGCAGAGUUAUUACUUCAGACCCAUGUCACACACCCUCUUGAUGCAUGCACUUACUUAGGGCUGGAUUCUGGAGCACCACCUCUACAGUUAUCUCUAUUCUUUGAUAUCCUACUGUGUCUUGCCUGUAAUGUUACACAAGAAGAGUAUUUGAAUGGACAAAGGCAUGGUAACUCAAAAGAACAAGUGGAUGGCACCUUAAGGAAUGCCCGCACCGUGUUGUGGAAGGAAUUACGAGGAAUCCCACUCACUUUGGAAUACAUUCCAAAUGGGACCUACAACUACAUGAGUUUGUCUGGGGACCAGCACAUUAGGAACAUGACGCAAAGAUUGAGAGAUACCUUGGGAAGGAACACAACAAAUAUGACGUGGGUAUAUGUAGAGAAUCCUCAGUUGUUACAGAGAGAUUGCAUUGUGAUUAACAGCAUUCUAGAAGGAGAUGUUAUUGUGGCUGCAGGCUCUGUAAUUCAGCACUGCCAUCUGCGGGGCCCACUGACUGUAAAGUCUGGCUGCAUCCUGUCUGGGAUCGACCUUCAAUCAUCCAUUAGCCUCCAGGAUUGCACUCUCUCAGAUAUUAUUAUACAAGGGCACUAUGUGAAGCUUGGAGAUGAACGGCGCAGAGUGUUCACAGUCCUUGGACGCCAGGAUAACUUGGAGGUGUCUUUAGCUGACAGCAUGUCAAGUUUUCUGAACAAUAGCUGGACAGAAUUAUUUAAGAGGACAGGAAUUCGGAUUGGUGAGUUGUGGCAGCCCGCUGAAGAAGACGGAAAAUCUUUAUCUCUAUAUGAUACUCAUCUGUUUCCAGUGCUCCACAUGCACGGACCAGUGGGUGUGGAAGGUGUGUUAUGGCUCUCUGGGUUGAACAAAGAUGACAGACUCUCACUAUGGAGGGCUGCAUGGCGAAUGUCAAUGCGUGAAAUCCUCAACUGUCUGGACCAGGAGGCAGAGCUUAACUGGAGGAAGGAGCUUUUCUUUCAGACAGCGCGGCUGCAGGCGCAGGACACUCUGAGAAAUAGGAUGAAUUGCAGCCUUUGGCCACUCAUCCGGGCAGCUGUGCAAGAGAACCAGCAGAAUGAUCUUUUAGCAGCACUGGAUACAGUGGCCGCCGAGACUCCGCAUCCUGGGGUGGCUGCCCGUACCCUUGCUACAGUUGCUGAUGUGCUUGGAUGCAUGGCAGAGAGGAAGGGAGGCUUGCGUAGUGGCCCUGCGGCAAACCCUGUAUGGAAUUCUGCUUUUCGGCUUCUAGAGACUGGAGAAUUACAAUCUGGGGUGAAGGCCUUGGCUGCUGAAAGAAAAAACUGGCUUAGCAGGCCCGAUCUCUUGGUUAGAGCUGCACGUCACUAUGAAGCAGCAGGACAAAUCCUAAUCCGUCAGGCUGUUGCAACAGCAAGGGAGUUCAUCAAGAUCGGCAAUUGUGAUGCUCCACCGUUCAAUCAGUGGGUGGAGGUGGAGUGCCCAGCAAGGCUGGACAUUGCUGGUGGGUGGAGUGACACCCCACCAAUAACAUUUGAGCAUGGAGGUGCCGUGGUCAAUAUUGCUGUGCAAGUGGAUGGACGUCGGCCAAUUGGAGCCCGUGCAUGUCGAGUCAGUGAUCCUUGCCUGCUGCUGAUUAGCCACAGUGGUAGUCAAGGCCAUCAGGUCACUACAGAGACAAUAUGCAGGACAAUGAAAGAUAUAAAUGAUUACUGCCAGCCUCAUGCACCUAACGCUUUGUUGAAGGCCGCUUGCAUCUGUGCAGAAUUAAUUCAGUUCUCUUCUAAGCAUUCCAUGCAGGAACAGCUUGUGAACAAUUUUGGAGGAGGAUUUGAAAUCCAAUGUUGGUCUACGCUUCCUCAUGGUUCAGGCCUUGGCACCAGCAGUAUCCUGGCGGGUGCUAUAAUGGCAGCCAUCUAUGAAAGUGCAGGUCGCUCAUACAGCACAGAAGCGCUACUGCAUGUCAUCCUGCACUUAGAACAGAUUCUUACCACAGGUGGUGGCUGGCAAGAUCAAGUUGGUGGUUUAUUACCUGGAAUUAAAAUUGGACGUUCAAAGGCUCAGCUGCCACUCAGGGUUGAGGUGGAGCCUAUUUUAGUGCCUCCUGGCUUCACUGAAACAUUUAAUCAGCACCUCCUACUGAUCUACACAGGAAAGACACGUCUGGCUCGAAACCUCCUACAGGAUGUGGUGAGGAGCUGGUAUGCCAGACUGCCCUUCAUUGUGGAGAAUACAGACCAACUGGUCAAUACAGCUGAAGCAUGUGCAGAAGCCUUCAGACAAGGGUCUUUGGCACAGAUUGGCAGUAGUUUGGACCAGUACUGGCAACAAAAGAAAGUAAUGGCCAAAGGAUGCGAGCCCGCUUCUGUCAGUGCCAUGAUGGCAGCUCUUAAGCCACUAGCUCUUGGACAAAGUUUGGCAGGUGCAGGAGGGGGUGGUUUCCUUUAUCUGUUAACAAAAGAACCACAUCAAGCUGAUCACGUGAGAGACAUCCUUUCCAAGACAGAGGGUGUUGCUGAUUUCAGUGUCCACCAUGUUGAAGUAGAUCUUCAGGGAGUACUGAUCCAGAAGAAGGAAGGCUGCUUACCUUGACCAUAGAAGAAGCCUCUCUUUAUUUCAGUUUUCUCUCUGCUACAGCUAUACAGCUUAAUGCAGCAAACUUCACAUUUUUGAAAUGCCAACUCCAUAGGAGGGUAACCUUUGUAUUUUUUGUAAAACCAUUGUUUUCUUCCCUAUAAUAAAUAAAUCAGGAUUCCAAUAUACCAAAUUGGUUAAGGUAGAAUGGUAAGGAAGAGUUGGUGCAUUUGACCUACAGUCUUAGCCUCUUUAUGUCCUCACUCCGAAAGUCAAUUCUGAGUGCCAGUACUUGUCUGACCUCCGCUGGAGUCAAUCUCCAUGUCAGGGGGCCAGAGUUAGGACCCCAAUAGUCCAGUAUUUCUGUCACCUGAAAAUGAAAUAGUUAAACAUUUGCAUUAUAUUCCCCCAAGAACAGCUUUUUCAUUAUUGUGACUGCACAGAGUGCUUUAAAAGUCUUGCAUUAAAUAUGUACAGACAAAUAAUCUUAAGGAUUUUCUAACCUUAGAAGGCAAGAAUAAUCUUUUCCCAGCCUAGGAUACACUAAAAGCCCUGACUUGAUCUUAGGGUAAAAUAUUUAAUUCUUUAUGCAUGCAAACAGACUCACCCUUUCUAAGUUUAAUAUGGUGGCCAUCUGAGUAAGCCGUGCAAACUUGUCCCGAAUGGUCCAAGUGGUGAUCGUAGUCAGGUAUGCAAUUAGGGACCGGAGCUCCUUGUCAAACUGGAGUCCACCCAGCUAUAAAGAAGAUCGGUAGGCAAGAACACCAAGUUAGCUAAUCCCAGUUUUCCUGGAGCAUUAAUUUUUUUGUUUCUUCAUUAAUUUACUUACCCGGCUAAAGAUAGAUUUGAAGACUGUUUUCUCCAGCUCAGUGGCAAUAAGGCUAGUUAUCAGACUGGUCAGAUUAUCAUAGAUAACUGAGGAAAGGCCUGCCUAAUGGGAAACCAUGGAAAUACACAUUUAAAGUGAAUAGUCACAGAGAAUCUAUUUCACAAUUUUAAAAAUCAUGUUAAACUCUCUUAAGGAUAGUUUAAGAUCAUCUGCAUACUUCAUGCAGUUUUGUGCAACACUUGUGAAAGCACUCUGCAUGGGUUUGAGUUUUGCUUACGCACACUUGAGGCAAUCAUUCAUGACUUAACACUCUAGCAGGGUGGAUACUAUACAAAUAUGUAAGAAAUUAAUUUGACAGCUGUCAUAAAGACAGUGAAAUAAUACUGAUAAAAAUUAAUACAGGUUACAACUAGUAAUAAUAAAAUCUCAGAAACUGACUGAUCAGCUAGCCUGGGACCAAGUCAUGCUGAAACAAGAAUAUGUAUGAAAUACGGGGUCGGCUCACUCCAUUGGUCACUGGAAGUUGGGGAUCGGCUUAUCCUUUUGAUUCAGGACAUAAAGAAA
Messenger RNA from Erpetoichthys calabaricus (reedfish), 4760 nucleotides. RefSeq names its product L-fucose kinase. Gene Ontology annotation, biological process: GDP-L-fucose salvage. Lineage: Eukaryota; Metazoa; Chordata; Cladistia; Polypteriformes; Polypteridae. Gene Ontology annotation, molecular function: ATP binding; fucokinase activity. The record is from RefSeq and is a predicted model, not a curated record.